GAAACAGCAGCACGAGACACUGAGCUCGCGAGGCUGGCUGUUUCACAGUUUCGAGUCGGACCUGUUGCUGUGUGUUUGUGUGUUUUUCUUUAUUACAUUUCUUUUGCAUGCAGAUUAAGGACAAGGACAAGUUAUUUUUUCCUGGACUGUCAUGAAACUUGGAUAAAGUUUAAGUUUUUUUUUUGUUGUUCAAUUUUUUUUUUUAUUACAAAGUCAAAAUAAAUAACCAAGGUGCGUGCAUGUGAAGAGUGGUAGUGAAGCAUGGCGGAGACACACCGCACCGCCGCUCACCGGAUUCCUGACACCGCGGAGCUCUGAGGGAGCGCGAGAGAGAGAGAGAGCGCGCGCGCGCGGGCAGGACAGGAGAACGGAUCAGAAAAGCCGCGAUGGGGCUCACGCGCUGCGCGUUUGUGCGCGCGUGCCUUGCGCUGCUCCUGCAGGCCAGCCAGUGGAGCGCGCGAGAGAGCACGAGCUGCGACCUCAACAGGAAGCAAAGUGAGCUGAACUCCUUCCUGUGGACGAUCAAGCGCGACCCGCCGUCGUAUUUCUACGGCACCAUCCAUGUGCCUUACACGCGGGUUUGGGACUACAUCCCGGAGAACUCCAAAAAAGCCUUCCAGGAGAGUAACAUUGUAUACUUUGAGCUGGACCUCACCGACCCCUAUACCAUUUCGGCGCUGACGCGGUGCCAGCUGCUGCCGCAGGGCGAGAACCUGCAGGAUGUUCUGCCGAAAGACAUUUACCGCCGCCUGAAGAGGCACCUGGAGUACGUCAAGCUCAUGAUGCCAUCGUGGAUGACUCCGGAUCAGCGAGGCAAAGGUCUGUACGCUGAUUACCUGUUCAACGCCAUCGCAGGCAACUGGGAACGCAAACGGCCGGUGUGGGUCAUGCUCAUGGUGAACUCGUUGACCGAGGCGGACAUUAAGACGCGUGGAGUUCCUGUGCUGGAUCUCUACCUGGCCCAGGAGGCAGAGAGGAUGAAGAAGAAGACAGGAGCUGUGGAGAAGGUUGAGGAGCAGUGCCAUCCUCUCAACGGGUUGAACUUCUCGCAGGUGAUUUUUGCCCUGAAUCAGACGUUGCUUCAGCAGGAGAGCCUCCGGGCCGGGAGCCUGCAGGUCCCCUACACCACAGAGGAUCUCAUUAAGCACUACAACUGCGGCGAUCUCAACUCCAUCAUAUUCAACCAUGACACUUCCCAGGUCCCCAACUUUAACAACGUCACUCUGCCUCCGAGUGAACAGAUCACGGCUCAGGAGAUCGACAGCUACUUUCGUCAGGAGCUCAUCUACAAGCGAAAUGAGCGGAUGGGCAAGAGGGUCAAAGCUCUGCUGGAGGAGCAUCCCGACAAGACCUUUUUCUUCGCCUUCGGAGCAGGUCACUUCCUGGGCAACAACACAGUGAUCGAUGUUCUAAGAAGCCAAGGCUACGAGGUGGAGCACACGCCAGCUGGCCAGCCCAUUAACAGUGGCAAGAGAUCAAGCCGUCCUACAGACAAAGAGGACGACAAUGCAUCAGAUGUGGAGUCGCCAGUGGAAGCCUUUUUUCAUGAAGACCGAGAAUGGCGCCCCAUGGAGGAGGAGGAGGACCCUCCACCCCACUUGUUGCUCCCAGACAGCUUGGAGCUUCUCGAGAAGGUGGAGCGCAAGCUGAAGAAGAAACGACGCAACAGGCUAAAGAAGCAACGGCACCGCCAGUUCAAUGACCUCUGGGUCCGCAUGGAGGAAAGCACGACGCUGGAACCCGUCCGGCCCGUCAUCCGCAUCAUCGACGGCUACAUCACCAUCGAGGGCGACUCGCGAGAUCGCGGGAGGUCCGAUCACGACAGGACGUUCUCAGGCUCCGCCUCCUUAUCGGAUCGCGCUUCCUUCACCGUGCUGACGUUGUGCCUUCAGGUGCUCGUACUCCUUGGCUUAAGCGGCUAAAGCUUGACCUUCGGCAGGUCGUUCAGAGAGACUGAAGAGGGGAAAAAGGACUGCUGUAGCUUUUCCCUUUGAUGUGUUCUUCAUUUUCUGAAGGAUGAUUGAUUCCCUGCGAUCGACUGCAGGCUCUGUAAAUACCAAAUGUAUCAUAGAUGUAAUUUAGAGAAUUGAAUUUUUAUAAAAAUGGAUGCUUCUUUGUUCAUUUUUAUAUAUAAAUAAGAUUCACUAUAUUUUUGUGACUAAAUAAGGUACUAACAAACAUUUUUCUUUUUUUUCACAAGAAGUCUAUUUGUUUAAUUUAUUAAAUAUAUAGCUUAAGCUUAUGCUUCUUUGACAGCUCUUCAUGGUCCAGACUGGCUCUUCUUUUCCCUGUGCUUUCUAAACCUCUCCAUAUCACUGUUGUACACAUUCCAGUAACUUACGAUACAUUGCACCGAGUUAUGAUUUGUUUACAUAAUUAAAAGCAAUAAACUAUUUAUCUAGUCUAA
Clarias gariepinus (North African catfish) is the source of this 2407-nucleotide messenger RNA. It is a transcript of the gene trabd2a, whose product is annotated as TraB domain containing 2A. NCBI's taxonomy places the organism in Eukaryota, Metazoa, Chordata, Actinopteri, Siluriformes, Clariidae. Gene Ontology annotation, biological process: negative regulation of Wnt signaling pathway. The record is from RefSeq and is a predicted model, not a curated record. Gene Ontology annotation, cellular component: membrane. The transcript is spliced from 7 exons. Gene Ontology annotation, molecular function: metalloendopeptidase activity. Bases 387 to 1922 code for a protein of 511 amino acids.